AGGAAGCGCCGCGGAGCCUGCGAGCGACCCUCCCUCUCCUUCCCUCUGGCCGGCGCACCUGCUCCGCGGCGCGCUCAGUCCGCCAUGGGGGGCUCCCUGGCCCCCAACAGCUCCUUCCUCGCCACGCCCAGGCCGGGCUCUCCGCAGGGCGGCGGCGGCGGCGGCGCUGCUGGCGGGCCCGGCGCUGCUUCCUCCCCGUCCGGGGAUGGGCCGGGCUACCGUGGCUGCGAGAACGGGGCCCUGAUGGACAGCUUCGGCAUCUUCCUGCAGGGGCUGCUCGGGGUCGUGGCCUUCAGCCUCCUCAUGCUGAAACGCUUCAGAGAACCAAAGCAUGAAAGGCGUCCUUGGAGAAUUUGGUUUUUGGAUACUUCCAAACAAGCCAUAGGGAUGUUGUUCAUCCACUUUGCCAAUGUGUAUUUAUCAGACCUUACUGAAGAGGACCCUUGUUCACUGUACCUUAUCAACUUUCUGCUGGAUGCCACCUUGGGAAUGCUGCUAAUUUACGCUGGUGUGCGGGCAGUAAACAGCAUUGUUGAAUGGCAGCAGUGGGAGUCCCUUCGCUUUGGUGAAUAUGGUGACCCCCUUCAGUGCAGUGCUUGGGUGGGCCAGUGUGCAUUGUACAUAGUCAUCAUGAUGUUUGAGAAAACCAUCAUCAUCAUAGUUCUCCUAAUACCUCAGUGGAAAGAGGUAGCUGUAUUGAAUCCUAUAAAGAAUCCUCAGUUGGAGCUGGCUAUUGUCAUGCUAAUAGUCCCCUUCUUUGUAAAUGCAUUCAUGUUCUGGGUAGUUGAUAACUUCCUUAUGAAGAAAGGGAAAACAAAAGCUAAACUUGAAGAAAAAGAAGCUGGGCAGGAUUCAAGGAAUGGAAGCAAAGUUCGAUACAGGAGAGCAGCCUCACACGAAGAGUCUGAGUCAGAGAUCCUAAUUUCAGCAGACGAUGAAAUGGAAGAAUCAGAUGUUGAAGAGGAUCUUCGGAGACUGACUAACUUAAAGUCUGUAAAGAAAAAGAAGCAUCGAUUUGGUCUGCCUGCCCCAGCUUCUGAGGCUCCUGUGAAGAAGAAGCGCCCUCCAGUAAAGGAAGAAGAUCUCAAAGGGGCUAGAGGGAAGCUCUCUGGCAACCAGGAAAUCAAAUCCAAAACCUACCAAGUCAUGAAGCAAUGUGAGCAAGCUGGCUCUGCUGCACCAUCCAUAUUCAGCCGAGACCGCACAGGGGGGGAAACGGUAUUUGAUAAACCCAAAGAAGAGCCUCCGAAGAGUGUCUUUGGCUGACUGCCAAUUUCAAGAUCUGCAGCAAAUAUACAUGGAAUACUAAACCCCUUAUUUUGCUUCCACAUGCACCAGUCUUAUUACUUGCGCUGUUAAUUCCUUUAAUUCCUAAUUAACAAGAGAACUUGUCUUGAAAGAAAGGCACUUAUUUUUAUAUGGGGGGGGGCUUGUUUGCUUUUUGACCUUUCUUAGCUGCGUAGUGGAUGAUUCGAGUAGAGCAGUAGUUAUUGGGCGCAGGCUGGUAUUAUAAUGACCAAUUUUGUUACAAACAUACAUGGAUCUCUUCUAUUUUAUGUUCCAGAACAGUGUCUCAGUUCCAAAUGUGGUUAUAAUUCUGAGCUGUAAAACCAAUAAAGCAUGGCGGUUCUGGUUUUGGCUAA
Messenger RNA from Podarcis muralis (Common wall lizard), 1643 nucleotides. Its product is annotated as musculoskeletal embryonic nuclear protein 1. Gene Ontology annotation, molecular function: calcium channel regulator activity. Gene Ontology annotation, biological process: chondrocyte differentiation; chondrocyte proliferation; activation of store-operated calcium channel activity. NCBI's taxonomy places the organism in Eukaryota, Metazoa, Chordata, Lepidosauria, Squamata, Lacertidae. The record is from RefSeq and is a predicted model, not a curated record. Gene Ontology annotation, cellular component: cortical endoplasmic reticulum; nucleus; membrane.